Molecule: messenger RNA, 2837 nt
Organism: Cataglyphis hispanica
Lineage: Eukaryota; Metazoa; Arthropoda; Insecta; Hymenoptera; Formicidae
Gene: Gyc88E
Product: soluble guanylate cyclase 88E-like
Exons: 12
Coding region: 1-2508 (835 amino acids)
Biological process (GO): response to oxygen levels; cGMP biosynthetic process; nitric oxide-cGMP-mediated signaling
Cellular component (GO): guanylate cyclase complex, soluble
Molecular function (GO): heme binding; oxygen sensor activity; guanylate cyclase activity
Source: RefSeq, a predicted model, not a curated record
AUGUACGGUCUAAUCUUGGAGAACUUGGCCGAAUACAUAAGGCAGGUUUACGGCGAAGAUAGAUGGGAAGAGAUUCGCAGACAGGCGUCUGUAGAUCAGCCGAGCUUUAGCGUUCAUCAAGUUUAUCCGGAGAACCUGAUACCAAGAUUGGCAAAAAAAGCGAUUCAGAUACUCGGCGUAACGGAAAAGGAGUUCUUCGAUCAGAUGGGCGUGCACUUCGUAGGAUUCGUCGGUCAGUACGGUUACGAUCGCGUGCUCUCGGUACUUGGACGACACGUGAGGGACUUUCUCAAUGGUCUGGACAAUCUCCACGAGUAUCUCAAGUUCUCCUAUCCGAGAAUGCGAGCGCCGUCGUUCAUCUGCGAAAACGAAACACGCCAAGGUUUGACUCUUCAUUAUCGGAGCAAACGCCGGGGUUUCGUCUAUUACACAAUGGGUCAAAUAAGGGAAGUGGCUCGGCACUUUUAUCACAAGGAGCUGCAGAUCGAGCUGGUGCGCGAGGAGGUGCUGUUCGACACUGUGCAUGUGACCUUUCAGCUCACCUUCGAUAAUCGCGCUUUCACGCUCGCCUCACUCGCUAUGACUCGCGAAGAGAAGCACCUGCCGAUCGGGGCGUGUGUGCUUUUUGAGAUAUUUCCCUUCUGCAUUGUCUUCGGCUCGGAUAUGGUAGUUAGAAACAUCGGCAAUUCUUUAAUGGUCAUACUUCCAGAUUUGGUUGGCAAGAAGAUCACGUACUUUUUCGAUCUGGUUAGACCGCUUAUCGCAUUCAAAUUUCAGUCGAUAUUGAAUCGAACGAAUAACAUUUUCGAGUUGGUUACUGUUGAGCCGGUGCUUACGGAUCGAUUGAAUGAUCGGCACAGAAAUGAAAUUCUUUUGAGCGACGAGCUUGAAACCAUAGAAGAUAAAAGUUUACGAUUAAAAGGUCAAAUGAUAUACAUGGACAAUUGGAAAAUGAUGAUGUAUCUCGGUACACCAGUCAUGCCUGAUUUGAAUGCUUUAAUAGCGACAGGCCUCUACAUAAAUGAUCUCUCGAUGCAUGAUUUCAGCCGCGACCUUAUGCUAGCUGGGACACAACAAUCCGUGGAGCUGAAACUAGCGUUAGAUCAAGAACAGCUUAAGAGUAAAAAGUUAGAAGAAUCCAUGAGAAAACUGGACGAGGAAAUGAAACGUACCGACGAAUUAUUGUAUCAGAUGAUUCCCAAACAAGUCGCGGAUCGUUUGAGAAACGGUGAAAGUCCGAUUGAUACUUGCGAGAUGUUCGAUAGCGUGUCGAUCUUGUUUUCGGAUGUGGUGACCUUCACCGAAAUCUGCAGUAGAAUCACGCCGAUGGAAGUUGUGUCGAUGUUGAAUGCCAUGUAUUCACUGUUUGACACUUUGACCGAGAGAAACCGAGUGUACAAGGUCGAAACCAUCGGUGAUGCUUACAUGGUAGUCUCUGGUGCGCCAGUAAAGGAAAACGAUCAUGCGGAUCGCGUAUGCGAUAUGGCUCUUGAUAUGGUCGAGGCAAUAACCGAUCUCAAAGAUCGUUCGACAGGCAAUCAUCUUCAGAUACGCGUUGGCAUUCAUAGCGGCGCAGUUGUGGCCGGCAUUGUUGGCUUGAAGAUGCCGCGAUACUGUCUCUUCGGUGAUUCCGUCAAUACGGCAGCUCGCAUGGAAGCGACUAGCCAGGCUAUGCAGAUACACAUAUCCGAAUCCACUCGGGAAUUGCUAUCGCCCUCAUUCAAAGUUAAGGAGCGCGGAGAAAUCGAGGUCAAAGGAAAAGGUACGAUGAAGACCUAUUGGCUGGAAAAGCGGGAAAAGCGUUCCUUCACGACCAAGGGUAUCACUAUACAGGAACCUCAUCAAUGGCAUACGAGAAGUUUCGAGAAAAGAGUUUCCACAGUGAGCGCGGUAGGUCUGAUAAGUCCAGGCAUAUUUGACAAACCAGCUUCAAAAGACAUAUCGAGACGAGACUCGUCGAAGAUGUCAUCCCCGACGCCACCGGAAUCGUCCGGAUUUUUAUCCGAAGACAGAAGGAUAUAUUCCCCAAUUACUUUUCACGAUGUCGCACGACGAUCAGUCGCAAACUCGCCGACGAAGAAUAUGGAAAUUCGAGAGUGUCGAUCGAAUUCUAUGAGUGCAAUGGGCGUCAGGAACUCUGAUAUGUUUAGUUCUCUCUUGAGUGACACGGAGGAGCAUUUCCGACAGCACCGGAACAGUUUGUCGCCGCGCGCGGAGAAUCGGUCGGCCGGCGUGCACGUGAAACCGGAGGUGAAGAUCAAUGCCGUCUCGUCCUCAUCUUCAUCUUCGCAGAGUUCCGAGGACGAGUCAAAUCUGUCACUGGACUCGUCGCAAACGCGAAAGGAUAGCGCCAAUGUAACAGGUGGUGACAACAGUGAAUGCGCGGCGAUCAGUAGCGAUCUCAGCAAUUCCCAGUUGCUGAUGCAACAGGACCAGUGCUGUCCGGGAUUCACCAUGCCAAAGAGCAGCAAAAUGCGUCAUCAGGGGAACAAUUGCACUAUUUUCUAAAGCAGAAAUUGAAAAUUGAUAACACUAAAUGAGUCGCAAAUUUUCAUUUCUUAGAGUUUGACGUUAAGUUGUUUUAUAUGUGUAUCAUUUCCUCCUGCGUUGUUAUUUAUCUUAUUUUCAAUGUACAAAAAAUAAAGAAAUCUCAUUAUUUUCUUUGACGAAAAAUCGAUUUCACUUAGAGACUCUAUCAUAAAAGAAAUAUAAUAGAUAAGUAGAUGAUCAUAUACAUUUUGUAUAACAUAUUGAUAAAAAUAUUACUUUCAAAGCAACCUUACAAUUAAAAGAUAUCGAAAAAUAUUCUUCAUCUAUUCCAUGUAGGAUUGAUCCUU